Molecule: messenger RNA, 609 nt
Organism: Saccostrea echinata
Lineage: Eukaryota; Metazoa; Mollusca; Bivalvia; Ostreida; Ostreidae
Product: MAM and LDL-receptor class A domain-containing protein 1-like
Exons: 5
Coding region: 1-609 (202 amino acids)
Cellular component (GO): membrane
Source: RefSeq, a predicted model, not a curated record
AUGUCAGGUACUAGUUACACAGGUGAUAUAGCCAUCGACCAAGUGAAUGUAACCAAAGGACCAUGUAAUGCUGUGUUAAAUUCAGUAAACUGUGACUUUGAAUCUUCAACCUGGACCAUUGAUUUAAAUUGUGGACUCUCUCAGUCCACCAGUGAUCGAUUUGAUUGGACUCGUUAUUCUGGAGCAACAGGAAGUUCUAAUACAGGUCCAUCAAGUGCUGCUGAAGGGUCGUAUUAUCUAUAUAUUGAGACAUCAUCCCAAACAUCCAAAGCCAAUGCUGUUUUAAACUCAAAGUACCUAAAUACAGGUCAUUUUAUCAGCAUUGCAUCAUUCUACCAGCUGCAAUGGGUACCAGCUUAUGCUGGGAGCAGGGUUGGCCGGGAAAUAGUAGUAGUGGGAAUUACCAGUGGUGAUGGUGCAUGUCUUUAUUUUAAGUACCACAUGUAUGGUGUCACGAUUAACACACUAAACAUCAACGUUUCCACUAAUGGCUUUAACAAUCAGAGAAUUUGGUGGCGGUACGGAGACCAAGGAAAUCGGUGGCACCAAGCUGCCAUGACAUUGCCCAGAAGCUCUUCCUUAAGGAAGCACAAAUUUUCAUGGGGAUAA